CACACGCAGAGAAAAAUCCAGAGAAGAACUGAACUGCGAAAUCAAGUAAAGCUCGUAACGUUAAAGAAGAGCUGCUGUUGAAAAACAUUCAUAAUUACUUUCAGCGUUUAAUUCGGUUGUCGGUUGAAGCAGGUUAAUUGUCCUCCGUGAAGCACACGCCGAGAGGACGACCAGACGACUUGUUCGCGUGAUCUGUAAACUCCAGCGGGAAUAAUGGCCGAACCAGAAGUGAACCCAAAGGCGUACCCUCUGGCUGAUGCUACUUUGACCAAAACCAUCCUGGACUUGGUACAACAAGCCGCCAAUUACAAACAGCUGAGAAAAGGAGCCAAUGAAGCCACUAAAACUCUGAAUCGUGGCAUCUCUGAGUUCAUCGUGAUGGCUGCUGAUGCGGAGCCUCUGGAGAUCAUUCUUCAUCUGCCUCUGCUGUGCGAGGACAAGAACGUCCCAUAUGUGUUUGUGCGCUCCAAGCAGGCCUUGGGCCGAGCAUGUGGGGUGUCCCGCCCUGUGAUAGCCACCUCAGUCACCAUAAAGGAAGGCUCACAGCUGAAACCUCAGAUACAGUCUGUGCAGAUGGCCAUUGAGAGACUGCUGGUCUGAUUAAGGCUCUGGGAGCUCAUCAGUCUGUAUAAUUUGUUAUUUUAUACAGCACGUAUGCUUAUGGUUUGGCCUCAUCUGUUUUUUUCCUUAUUUCUAAGAUGGGAUACCACCAGGAUCCCAUCAUUUCAUUUUAUUCUGUUUUCUUUUUGUUCAAAAUGGCCAGAUUUUAAAAUGUUUACUGUUUUUUCGAAACAUUUAGUGCUCACCUGGAACCAUGUAUACAUUUGCUUUUGCUAGCUGUUUAACGGUCCUGAAAGCUGUUCUUUUUAUUUUUUUAUUGUAAAACUAGUAGUAUGUCAACAUGGUGAUGCAUACAAGUCUACAUGAAUCUCCUCUGAUGAAAUGUAUUUUCAUAUUUGUAAUAAACACAAUUCUCACCUA
Messenger RNA from Colossoma macropomum (tambaqui), 981 nucleotides. RefSeq names its product NHP2-like protein 1. Gene Ontology annotation, cellular component: U4/U6 x U5 tri-snRNP complex; small-subunit processome; precatalytic spliceosome. Gene Ontology annotation, molecular function: RNA binding. The transcript has 3 exons. The coding region runs from base 214 to 600 and encodes 128 amino acids. The record is from RefSeq and is a predicted model, not a curated record. Gene Ontology annotation, biological process: mRNA splicing, via spliceosome; ribosome biogenesis; maturation of SSU-rRNA. NCBI's taxonomy places the organism in Eukaryota, Metazoa, Chordata, Actinopteri, Characiformes, Serrasalmidae.